Molecule: messenger RNA, 10610 nt
Organism: Spea bombifrons (plains spadefoot toad)
Lineage: Eukaryota; Metazoa; Chordata; Amphibia; Anura; Pelobatidae
Exons: 64
Coding region: 67-10371 (3434 amino acids)
Biological process (GO): lipid transport
Molecular function (GO): lipid carrier activity
Source: RefSeq, a predicted model, not a curated record
GAAGCAGGUCAGAGUGUCUACUUGGCGAUCACAGCCUUGGUUCAUCACUUUUGCUUGGAUGUUAAAAUGUGCCAUGAGAUUCCUGAAGUCUUUGUUAUAAUGACGACUUUACAAAAGCAUCUAGGAGAAAAUUGUACUGCACUGGAGCUCGCGGAAAUCCAAAAGGUACAUCUUGUUUUGAAAGCUAUUGGAAAUGCUGGAGUGGCUGCUGCACCACUGAUCCCAACGCUGGCAUCUUGUGCUUUCUUGAAAAGUAACCCUACUUCAACAAGAGUAGCAGCGGUCGAAGCAUUCAGACGGAUACCUUGCUCAGCUAAUCGCACAGCAUUAAUCCAGCUGUAUCAAGACGCAGAAGAAAGCGCAGAAAUAAGGAUUGCUUCUUAUUACACAGCAAUGAAAUGCCCCAGCCAAGAACUUUUCCAGACGGUGCAACAUACACUAAAACUUGAGAAAUCAACGCAAGUGGGGUCCUUUGUUUGGAGCCACUUGUCACAACUGUUGGAGACAGAUGACCCUCUCAAACAGGACAUCGCAGAAGCUCUCCCUAGCGAUAUCUUAAGCAAGGACUUUGAGGGUGAAUCCUGGAAGUACUCCACAUAUUCAGAUGCCACGCUUCAUUCAGAAUCGGUGGGCGCUAAUGUAGAAAGCUCUUUAAUAUUCACACCAUCGUCCUUCAUUCCUCGUUCUGCAAUGGCCAAUCUUACGAUACACACAAUGGGCAGAGCAAUUAAUGUACUAGAGCUUGGCAUACAGUUAGAAAACGCAGAAGACCUUCUCAAGACCGUUUUUGGACGUCCUGCUUCUACUUUGAAUGAGAUGUUUGCAGCUAAGGGUGAAGAAGACAAACAGUUUGACUCUCCUGUGGAGACCAUCACAGCAGCAGAUGACUGGAAACACACAUCUACGAGAUAUAGCCACGGGGGGUCUACUGAAAAUGAACCCGAUCCACAAAAGAUGAAAAAAGACAAGUACAGCUGCCAGAGUGGAAAGUAUAACAAACUGAACGAGUUGCACCAGAAGUUUAAGAAAGGAAUGAAGAAAAACCGAGAACUUCAGUGCGGACUGAGCAUGAAGAUCUUUGGGAAUGAGCUAAGCUUUAUGGAUUGCGAGGGCUUUAGAGCUAAAAUGAAACAAUAUUCAUUGAGUAUGGCUGGGAUGGCAGUAAAACUUCUCAAGGGGCAAGAAUUUCAGUAUCAUAAGAGACUUAGUUUGGCAACAGAAGCGAUAACUUUUCCAGCUCUUUCUGGAUUUCCAGUUCAACUUUCUCUUAAUGCAACAGCAUCCAGCAACAUAAAGAUCAAAGGCACUCUAGAUUCGAAGCAACAAGCAAACUUUUUCAUCAAUGGGUACAUCAAGCCAAGUAUGUUACUUCAGCUUUCGGCCCAAAUGGGAGUUGUGGGCACAUUAGGGAAUAUUGGACUGAAAUGGAUAACUGGAUUAAAAGUAACGACCAGCUUGGAUGGUGGGAUCCAAGUGAAGCAUGGACAAGACCUUAAAGUUGUUCUUAACACUCCAGAGGAAUCUGUGGAGAUAUUUGAUUUCAGCUCCCAGUUAUAUAUGGUUACAGUCGGUGGACUAGAAAAAAUAACCAAACCGUUGGAUCAAAUUGAAAGGAAGUCCUGUAUGAGUGAAGAAGUGUCUAAAUUGCUCGGAUGGCAGCCAUGUUUGGAACUUUCAUAUCGGAAUACGUCCCGUGUUCUGUCAUUCCCAUUGUCUGGUCCAGCCAAAGCAUCCCUUGUUCUAAGUAAGCAUGACAAAGGAGUGAGGCAGUAUCUUCUGGAAGCUUCAUAUAAUUAUGUCUUUCAGAAGGAUGGAUGGUUUCCAAAUGAAGCGACAAUACACUUUUUCAUGGGGACACCAAAAUCCGAGUUUCAGAGGGAUGUUGGUAUAGACUUACAUUAUAAUGUCCAGAAUAGGAUAUUCAGUUUAAAGCUGAUCCACCCAAAGAAGAAAGUUCAGAUGGCUGGGAAAAUUGAGUCUUCUCGGAAUUCAAGAAAUGGACACGUGGAAGUAAUUUUGGAUGACAAGGAGAUUUAUUAUAUUAGGGGGAUGACUGACUUGCAAAUAGUUGGCGGAGAACAAAGGUAUUCAGCAAUGGUGGAAAUAAAGCUAACUAAGCAUGGGAGCCCCAUCAUCCUUUCUGGAAAUAUCACCAAACAUUUUGGAAAGAAGAUAGCCUUUUCAGUUGCACUGAAUAACUUGCUAAAGGAUACCGCAUUCCUUUCAGUUCUUCUUGACAGAAAAUCAGAUGAUAAAUUGAAGCAAUACUCUUUAGAAGGAGAAGCUUACAUCCCAGGAUUGUUUGGCUCAUACAUGAUUGGACUUCUGCAGCAACGAGGAAAUUUAUGGUCAAAUGCUGUGAGGCUUAAAUAUGGACUUUUAGGUGAUGCAAAACACCUUCGACAUGAAUGUGACUCCGGACAAAACCUAAAAAUGGAAGCAGAUUCUGAUGAUCAGUACAGGAUCGAGCUGCAGCAUGAAUUUCAAUGUACACAGAUACCUUCUUUUAAUCACAAGGUGCACAUGCAUCACGAGGAAUAUCCGCCUCAUAUACAUUCACAGUUGGAAGUGAGUUAUGGAAAGCACUGGGAUGAGAUCAACAACAAGAAGAAAGUAUUCAUCAGUCAAACCUUUAAAAACAACUCAAAUCCCUCAACAUCCAGCUACUUCAUGGAGUUCACCUUGCAAGUUGCAGAGAAGCAGGUGAAUUAUCGGACUCAGCUGCUACACACUCAUUCCCCGCUGGAGAGCAACACCAACUUCAAAGUGCAGUACAAUGACCGGAUGCCAUUUGUAGCUGGACUGCAGUGGAAGGACUCAUCGAGAAAUGACCUGCAGAAAUGGGAAGGCGCUUUCAGUAUGGACACACCAUGGAUAUAUCUGUACUCAGCUAUCAAACGCUAUCAGCCACAGCGCUACUCGUACCAGACCAUCAUGGAAAUAUCCGCAGGGAAGGCAAUUUCCAUCAAGAACCUUGUGCUGGAAAUGUUCCACAAAGACAAAGGAAGUGAGAAAGAGGGGAGAAUUCAUAUACACACACCUACGGUUACAUACCUAAGAGCAUCAACUGUAAAUGUCUUCGGCGGCAAUGCUUUCAGAAGUUAUAGUGAAAUGGUGUCACUGUGGAAUCAGCUGAUUAAGAAUGAAGUUCACCUGGAGAACAAUGAGAAAACAAAAUCAUUUUGCUUUAAAAUCAAGGGUUCAAAGCUGGAGUUUAACUUGACAGCUGAUUAUAGAAGUAUGGAAUUGCCAAAGAAAUCUAAUUUCUCAGUCAAGACUAUGUGGACAGACCAGAAGAUCCCACCGCUGGUUCUACAGCUGGACGGGCAGAUAGAAGAAGUCAAGAAAGAAAAGUUGUUUUAUCAGAAACAAGGAUUACUUCAUUUCAGACAUCCCUUUAAAUUGCCGGUCCCACAGAGUAUUGUUCUCCAGGAGACGUUUACAGUGGAUAAAAAGAAAAGGCAUUACAUGCUGGAAACCAAACUGCUUCUGGAUGGGGUAGAAGAAUGUAUCCAAACUGUUGUUCUCGGUUACCAUACAGACAAUCCCUAUAUCUGCGCUGGUUUUACUCAUCCCUUCAAGCUGAAGGCUUUACCCAACAACACUGACAUGUGUAUAUCUACUAAAAGGCACCCCAGCGGAAAAUAUGAGUUUGAAGCUACAGUGAAGACUAACAAGAAAGCUGCUUUUGGUUUGAAAGGCAAAUUGGAGAACAAAUCCAGCAAGAAAGAAUUUUGGCGUGUUUUACAAAUGGAUAUAACCCACUCUCUUCAGCUAAGGUUUCCACGUACUUUAAUCUUUGAUGGAGAGAUUUUCUCAAGGCAAAUAAAACAGGGUGAUUUUGAUCACGGCGUCCGAGGAAAAGUCAUUCUAAACACAAACGAUACUUUGGAGCUACUUAUUCGGUUAAAUAAAUCAUUGAAUGAAAUAGGAAUUCAUUCCAAACUCGCACAUCCCUAUCAGUUGAAUAUACCUCAAGAAAUCCAGCUACACGCCACAGGGAAAAAGAAUGGUGCAAGAAAUAUAAAUGGAACAUUUUCCAUCCAUUGGGGUGAUGAAGAAGUGAUAUUAAUAGAGGUUGAUGUGAAUAAUGACAACAAGAAGAAUAUUGGAAUAAUUGGUCUUAAUGCAUCUUUACAUCAAACCAUUGUGGAUUACCCAAAGCUUGCCCAAUUACAAAUAACAGGAAAAGCCUACCCUACAAGGUUUUCUCUUUUAUCUGAGGUGAAUGUCAAUGGCAAAACCGCACUGAUUGAUCUCUUGGGAUCCAAGGAUCUGAAAGUUGGCUUGGUUUUAUCAUUUAAGGGAAAUCUCAUGCACAACAUGGUUGAAUUGGCAAUGAUACCUCAACGUCUUGUUGUCGAUGGAUCUUUUAAGCAAAAGAAAAAUAUAUGUGAGGGUAACAUCACAUUUCAAAAGAAUCAGGAGUUGUACCAAAUUAAUCUUCGAAAUCGGAAUACGGAAUGGGAUAAUACCAGCCUCCGCAAUGUUACUUUCAGUUUGACCCAAAAUGGAUCGAGUGCACUGCCAGCAGAAACGAAACUCAGAGCUAGUUUACAUCUAGGGGAUUUGGAGAAAAAUGUGCAAAUCUGCUUUCUAGUGGAUGAUAGAUUGCUUUGUGUGGACCUUUCCAAUGCUGGAGAUCAAGAGCAACACGGGAUUAGAGGGACAUUGUCACACAACAUAAUCCCAUUACAGAAUGCAGGAAUUCCCAGGGAAGGCACAAUCGAGAUUACGCUUAACAAUACAAGUAAUAAUAGAACAUUUAGCUCAGCGUUGGAAAACGGAAGUAGUAGAAUUGUGGCUUCUAUGGGGAUAGAGAGAAACUCAACCCAGUCCCAGCUAAUUACUAAACUAAAGCACAAUGUCCAUAAAUUAAAAGAUCAUGGAAUCCCGUACAGUGUGGACGGCAUUUGCUACCAUGAGGGCUCAAGCAAAAGGUUUUUAUCGGGAGUGUCUGUUCUUGUAGAAGAUGAAGCUAUCAAAGCUGAAGUAUACAGAAAAAACACCGGAAUUGCAUCUGAAAUAAUUCUCUCUCUACAUAAUGACAUCAGCUCAAUAAAUAAUAUAAUUCCAUCAACUAUAAAGGUGAUUUGUAAUACAGAACUCUCUGCUAACUUACUGUAUGGGCACUGCCAUGGAGAGCUUACAAGAAAAACAUCAGAGAUUUCAGCUCCAGUGAAAGCUGUCUUUAAUGGAUCACUUUUGACUAAUGGCUACAAAACAAGUCUGUUUGGACUAGCCUCCUCCGGCGAUGCGUUUGUUAGGAUCAAUAUAAAUACUGAGUUUGGUUUGCACAACUCCAUGGAGAUUGGGUUGAAACACACAUUUUCUCAGCUUUAUGCUUUGGGAAUCGGCAAGGACAGCAAAAUAAAGAUUUCUACAAGCCGGCAAGGCAGAAAUGGUGCUCUGCUGGAUGUCGCAAUUGGAAAAUGUUUGUUUAAAGCCAUUUGUGAAGCUAAAAUUGACAGUAAUGUAGGUAACAUGUCCUCCUUGAACUGGACUACAUCGCUGCUUAACUCCUGCAACUAUCUUGAGAAACUGAACUUCCCAAAGAACCUGCAUCUGAAUGGAUCAUUCCAGAAGAAUCAAUGUGAUUUGGGUAUUUCUCUCAGACUAGAGUACGAAGGGAAAGACGCCAAGCUCAAUCUAAAAACAUCAUGUAACCCCUACACCAUUCAGGCCUCACUCAAUCACUCUAUGGAUCAUUUAAGUAACCUUGGCAUUCCCUUGGCAAACCAAGUCGUGUUCUCUGCAUUUACUGGAACGUCUGUUGGUGGCUUGGUUUCCAUACGAGCUGGACAAUGCAAGAUUAACGUAAAGACAGAUAUCACAUCCAGCAAUGCAACAAAAUGGAUUUUACAGACAGACACAGACUGCAAAUUAUUAAAGGAUCUGAAUAUCCCAUCACAAUCUGAAGUUAAUGGCUCUCUUAUGAUCAAUGGCUGCGAAGCAGAACUUCUCUGUGCUCUUACAUUCAAUGGAAACACGUCCGAACUUCAAAUAAGGUCAGGGUGUCAGCCAAAACGAAAAGUGGAGAUGGUGUUUAGGCAUAACCUGCCACUGCUGAAGGGACUGAGUGAAGAAACUAUGCUGUCGGUUGUUGUUGGGAAACACUCAAACCAUAAUGUUGACAUUUUAUUAAAAUCAGGAAAAUGCGCAUUUGAUGUAAAGGGAGAUAUUCACACGGAUCACAAACUUCAGUGGAAAAUGCUUCUGGAGAACAAGUGUAAAACUGUCCAGGACCUUGGUGCACCAAUGAAAAUAGAGGGUUCUGGCUAUAUUGUCGUAAACAAGAAAUCAAACCUGGAUUCACAAAUGUUAAUUGUUGUUGAUGAAAGUACAUUACAAGGAAUCCUAAUUGUUAAAGCAACUGAGAAAAAGCAAGAGUUGGAUGCAGUUCUCACUCACAAUAUUCAUCCUGCAAAAGCCCUGGGGUUGCCUUCGAGGACCAUGGUGGACUUGACAACAGAAGGAAACACUGAGCAAUAUAAAAGAUCCAUUCAGCUCAGUCUCGAUGAUAAACAGAUCAACGAGGAAAUGAGCUUUAUUCAGAAGGAUGACCACAUUGCUUUCCAUUACAAAAUAAUGCACAACUUGGAAAUACUAAAGCACUUGAGAUUUGAAAAUAUAAUGGAAAUGCAGGCAGUGGCUGAUUUGAAAGAAACAAGAAACCUAAGUGUCUCAGCUCACUAUGGAACAUAUAACGUGGGUGCUACAUUACAAGCUAAGGGGAAUGAAACAAGAACCAAUUUGACCGGGAGCGUCCGACACAACUGGCCCUGGUUACUACAUAAUGGAGUUCCUGUUUCCAUACAGACUUCUCUAGAUAUUGAAGCAACAGAUGAGAAGCAAGAGAUAGUGGUAUAUGUUGCAGGAGGACAGACGUUAAUCACGUAUACUGUGGCUUCUCUAAGCACAAUGAAGGACAGGACGGUCUUCUUUAGAAGUGUUCACAACAGCAAAUCUUUCCAGAUAAAUGGUUAUCCAAAAGUAAUACAUUUUCUGGCUGCGCUACAUAAAGAGGGAAACACAUACAAUGGCAACCUAGGGAUGGAAUUUGAUAAGAAAGCACUCAAUGUUAGUAUGAGCGCAAUUAAAGGAGAAAAGGGUAUCUUUGAAGUUACCACAAGGACAAAACAUUCUCUUCCGCUGCUUCUCAGCUUGGGAUAUCCUACUUCAACCCAGGUGUUACUUCACUUCAUUUUAACCAGCGUAGACGUUGGUGGGACUGUGAAGCUGAACUGGGAUCAAAGGACUAAAGUUUUUCUCAGUGCGCAUGCAAAAACUCAACAGCAGAGUAAUGAACUGAAUCUCAAAGCAGUGCAUAAUGUAUCAUUUCUGCAGCACUACAUCCCAAAGUCCAGCAACCUAAUGACAAGGGUAAACUACUCAGUGAAUGAAGCAGAAGGUAAAGUGUCGGUUACGGUGGAAGAAAGUGUAUUUCACCUGUUAACUCGCUUACGCAAUACAGGAACCAACUGCUCAAACAUCGUGCAUUUAAAACACUCUUUCCCACAGCUUAGAAAUGUCCCAAAUCUAAUAGAAUUCAACACUUUUUAUGAACAAAAUCAUAAUACAUGUCACUUGAGACAUGUGACUAUUUGGGGGAGCAAUGGGAUGACUUUGUUUGGAUCAUACACAGGACAGUUUCCAAAAUUAUCUGGUGGUCAUCAACUGUUGGGUGAGUUGUCACACUCUCUCCCCCUCCCAAUAAUACAACAUGCUAAAGUCAACAUCUAUUUAGAGCAUUCCGUCCACAACCAUCAGGAUCAGGUUUUCAUUGGCUGGAAUGGGAAAGACCAGGUGGAGUUCUUAUCUUCAUUGAAAAUUGGGAAGGAGAAAGUAGAUUGCAGAGCAAGCUUGAACCACCCUUUUAAUUUUUCAUUGAGACAUCUGGAAAUCAGUUCCUUAUCAGAAAGGAAAGGGAGCAAACAAACCCAACAGGCACAGGUUAUUUGGAAUAAAGGUCAACCUGUCAACGUCAGAGUCACCUUGGAUGAGCAAUUGAUGAAUAAUUCUAACAUUUGGAAUGCCUGUGUGACCCUUGUGCCAGGUCAGAUCAAACAGCUGCUGGGUGCCGGAAAUAUUCAGUUGUGUGGACAUCUGGAGAAAACAUACGACACAUUUCAUGAAUAUAUGGAGAUGAGAUGGGAUACCAAAAAAAUAAAACAAAAUCUGCUCUAUGAGAGACGCAGCACGCAGAGCCCUGACAGCCUCCAGUUAGAAGCCACAUUUGAAAAUAUAUUUGUAGUGACUUGUUCCAAGCAGCAUAUCCUAACCAAAAUAGACACCAAUUACUUGGAUACUCUGGACCACAUCCUGACUCUGGAAUUCUGUGAUCUUCCACAUCCUAUUGUAGUCUCUGGAACUCAUCGACUCCACAAACAAGAACUCAAGUCUGAAACGCGACUUAACUUCUCCCCAAAUGAGAGGGACGACGCAGUAUUUUCUUUAGCUUUGAUUGAUCAUGGAACAAAAGAUGCACAUAACCAUUCACUCAGCAUAAAGUUUAAAGCAUCGAGUGAUAUUCAGGCCAAAGUAACAGGACGAUAUGCAUCUUCAUCAGAUAACCAUGAAAUCCUCCUUGAGGGGAAGUUUGAAGACCACGAGAAAUGGUCCAUAGGAGCUUCCAAUGAUAAUAAAUGUAUGCAGGUUAACCUUUUUCAACAUGUGGAAGGGUCUUCAAAUAAAAGGGGAGUGGAGCUCUACGGGUGUGUAGAUGAUCAGAUUGCAUUGAAUACCUAUCUGCAGAUUAAUGGUACACAAGAAAAGUUAGGACACUUUGAAGUUUCCACCGCAAACCAGAGCCUGAGUCUGUCUUAUGAAGGCUGUGGAGAGGCUAUUGUCAAGCUAGAGAAUAUGCUGGGAAACCUUGCUUCACAUCUGAACACACAACUUGUCGAAAUUAAUACAAAGUUUCAGUCAUAUGUUGGUAGAUUUCAAAAAACUGUGCAGUCGUAUCACUUUCUCCAUGAAGCAGUUGGGUGGCCUUUGGCAGUCUCCCAAGACAUGGCCAGAGCCUUACAGUAUAAUCCAAAAGCAUUUCACCAGAUGUGGAAACAGAGUGGGCUCAGACAAAUGCUUCGACAUGAUCUUCCUUUAUACUUAGAAAAAAUGAAUAACUUAGUUCAACAAAUACAGAUUGAAUUACAAAGACCUCUUGCCACACUGAAGGAUGCUUAUUAUGAUGCAACCCUAAAACCUUUGGAUGAUGUUUGGCAAGAAAAAACAGAAGCUUAUCUCAAACAUAUCCAUGCUCUUCUCCCCAGCAUAGUGAAGGAUGAAUGGCUGAUGGAGCCAAUUAGAAGAGUUUUAGAUGGCAUACGGGCUGGAUUAGAUUUGGGGACUCACCAGAUUUUGAAAUGGACAGAAGCCAAGCUAUCUAGAGCAGUGGGCAAGAUCCGAAAACCUUUGAGCAACCUGUUCAGCUUUUCCAGCAACUGUUCUGUAACUGUGAAUUUCCCAAUGAUGCCCCAGGAUUAUCAGUUAACCGACCUACCAAAUUUCACACAUUAUAUUAUUGAGGAGAAACUGAUGAAGCCACUCAGAGAUCUGUAUAAUGUGAAUCCAGUGGCAGAGUAUUACAGAUUCAAACGGAGGAUGAUGGAAAGUCCUUUUGAAUACCAUGCCAUGUUGAUUGGAAGCAAGCACAUUGUGACUUUUGACGGAAAUAUUUUUGACCUUACAACAAAAUGUAGUGUGCUGCUGGCCAGAGACUUUGUCAACAACAAAUUUACAGUGAUAUUGAAUCAGGGAACCAGUACCACAAGAUCACUGCAUAUAGAUAUGGAUCAGGUUGCUAUUGAUAUACAUCCUGGACUCAAGAUAGAAGAGGACUGUCAAACCCUAGACCUUCCCUUCUCCAGGAACGGAAUCAUCGUAAAAAAAGAUACUUAUAAAAUUGAAGUUUCCAACGAAGAUGGAACAGCUGUGAGAUGUGAUAAUCUUCAUGAGAUUUGCAGUAUUACAAUAGCUGGAUGGAAUCACGGGAUUUCAGCAGGUCUUUUCGGCACCAACGACAAUGAAGCAGGGAAUGACCUUGUGUUACCAGAUCACUUGCAGAGUAACAGCACACAUGACUUUGCUCAGAAGUGGCAGGUUGACACUCAGUGUAGCUCGGGAAGAAAGAAAAUCAAGGCCUGUCCAAAUGUGCCGCACCAAAAACUGUGUAAAGUACUGUUUCAGGGAACCAACUCAGCUCUCAUGAACUGCUUCAAAGUAAUCUCCCCAGCAGUCUUCUACAGAAUGUGUAUGGAAGAUGUAUGUGACUCACACGAGAUCAGACCGGUCUGUAACCUGGCAGCUGCAUACGUCCAGUUGUGCAACAGAAAUUUUGUCCCCAUAGAAAUUCCUUCCCAAUGUGUUUGAAGAUUUGCAUACGUGUUUACAGCUAAAGUUGUUGAGAUACAGAAUAUAUCUUUUUCAAGACAUCUUUGUAAGAGGAUAAUCAUAGUCACAUCAAGGAAACCUCAAAUCACGGUUGACUAACCAAAAUUAUUGUUUAGUAGUUUAACAGGGUACAACCAUGAAUUUAUUUAACAGUUUGCCUGUUUACACAUGUACUGUUGUGGCACAUUUUAUAUUUUUAAUAAAGAAUUUUCUUUUGA